Laetiporus sulphureus 93-53 is the source of this 686-nucleotide messenger RNA. RefSeq lists its product as uncharacterized. NCBI's taxonomy places the organism in Eukaryota, Fungi, Basidiomycota, Agaricomycetes, Polyporales, Laetiporaceae. The record is from RefSeq and is a predicted model, not a curated record. The coding region runs from base 94 to 381 and encodes 95 amino acids. The transcript has a single exon.
CGGUCUGUCCAUAACAUCUGUCUGCGUGACUGGGGGCAGAACACAUGCAGGUGGCCUUUGUGGCUCCCAUCACAGCUGGCUCUCCCGUCUUGCAUGAAGAUUUGUCCACUCAGGCUGGAGAAUCUCACCGCGAGCGAGCAUCACACGUCAGCACCACGUACGAGAGAGGAGCUCACGAACGGACGCACGUGCCUCGUUGCCUAUGACCACCCGCGCCCGCUCGCUCACGAGCAUAUCCACCGCCUGCACGACGCCGCCUUCAGCUCCUCCACCCACGACACCGGCGCGUUCGUCAUCACAUACACGCUCCGCAGCCUCCACCGCUCCUGCGUCCUGCGCACCUCCUCGGCGCGCCGCGUGAUCUCCUCGACGCUCGGAUAGAAUCAACAGAUCCCACUCACGACUCUUUCAAUGAAGGCUCUGCCGAAGUAGUCGUCGGUUCAUCCUGUGCAUUCGCAUUCUCACCCGCACCACUGCUUGGUAACGCGUUCAUAGACCCCUUGCUUCUCACCGUCGGGGAACCACCAUUCCUGCCGAUCGAAUGUUGUUCUCGUUCCUGUCGUCUUGACUGCUCAUGCACGGAAAGCAAAUCACUCGUUGAUCGUGCACGGGUUGGUGAAGUUGGAGUAGUUGCUGUCCGCGGGGUAGAUGGAGAUGUAGGCGACGAUAAAUGAAUUGACUGUGAG